AUGGUUGUGUGGUAUGUGACGGAUGCCGAAAGUGAGAGUGAGCAGUCGUCACCAUUUCGUCGGUGGACAACGGGCAGUGGAGCGGGCAGUUCCUAUAGGCAUCACGAGCAUCGCAAUAUUUAUAAUAAACAAAUGAGCGAAGGUAGCAGCCCUGGUGGCGGUAAAAGCGGCGGCGGAGUGGCUCGCUGGUCACUCGGCCUCGAACACCUGCUUGCGGACUCGGCCGGCGCGGCUGCCUUUGCCCACUUUUUGGACAAGGAGUUUGCCGCCGAAAAUAUUAGAUUCUGGUGGUCCUGCGAACAGUAUCGAACAUGUUCGGAAAAUGAGUCAGAAAGCGUUGAAGUUCGCGCGUCGCUCGCGAAUGAAAUCUAUCAAAGGCAUUUGGGUGACAAAGCCUCAGAACCAGUGAAUAUAGAUGCUACUGCAAAACGGGCUACGGCAUUACGCCUGGAUCAGAGGCCACCUCCGGCUGAUUUGUUUAUUCAGGCUCAGAAACAAAUAUUCAACGUUAUGAAGUUCGACAGCUACCCACGGUUCCUACGUUCAGGAGUGCAUGCUGAAUGCGCACGCGCAGAUCUACGUGGCCUGCCCUGUCCUUAUCUACCGCCGGCUGAGACUAAUAAAGUGAAAAAGUCGUCGUCUAACGCAUCAGAAAGACGUCGCAGCGGAGGCGGUUCCCUAUUGGGCUGGAGGCUGCGCUCUGUGUCAAGAGAUCGCGUUGAAGAAGAUACACCACCCACCACAGAUGUGGUUGCGGCCAGUCAAACGUUAUCUGGUGGUUGUUCACUUUGCCGUGUGGUGUUACCGGAUGGAGCGACAUCUGUGGUUGGUGUAGACGAGGGCGUGACGGUGAGAAGAUUAGUAGACCGUCUACUGCAAAGAAGAAACCUACUCUGUACUACUUACGACGUCCUGCUUGAUGAUCAGGGCGAAUCCCGCGUGAUAGACGCCGAAUCACCAUCGACAAUACUCUCGGGCAAGUGUGCGGUCGUAGAGAGACGUUGUGUCGUGCGCGUACGAAUCGGACCCCGCGCCGUGCUCGUUAGAUGUCGCCCCGCAAGGAGAUUACGUCAUGUACUAAGGCCGUUAUUGCAAAGAUACCCUCCAGAUGGAAAUGUGAGGAAUGUACCCACAGAUGCGCAGGUGUUGCAUCCUGAUACUUCAUUACAGGAAUUAGACGGCGCUCGGCUGCAAAUAGUAGAAUUCGGUGAAGGUGAAUGGCGCGCUGUGAUAAUUAACCAGAGAGGGGAAAGGGAAGAUGACGGUGACUCCAUACCUGACGUCACUUUACGGCCUCACGAUGAAGACACGCUGAGUAUAGACCGCACCUCUGGCAGUUCAGGAGGCUUUAGCGAGGCGUCACGUAAUGGGGUGAACACAGAUGGACCCAAUCCCCAGACCUCUUUGUCUCAAGGCCCCGUACUCGCUAAUAGAGUUAGAGCUACUUUACGGCCCGGCCCACCCUUACAUCAUCACCCACCGCAUUUCUUAGAGAAUCUCCGUGAAACCCAGAGGCAGCGUCUGCAGCCGCGGACACCGCCGCCGCUUCCGCCUAAACCCACGCAACGCACAGCGCCCACUGUCGUCUGA
Messenger RNA from Pieris macdunnoughi, 1590 nucleotides. Lineage: Eukaryota; Metazoa; Arthropoda; Insecta; Lepidoptera; Pieridae. The record is from the annotation of a GenBank genome assembly.